UCUUUCUUCGCUUUUUUUCCUUUUCCUUCAAGUACAUCUCAAGCUCUCUCUCAAAAGGUUGUUGAAAGCUGCUGCUUCUGUUGUUGAGUAUCCUCCUAAUCUAACUUCCCUUGCUCUACACGUACUCUUGAGAGUAUUCUCAUACCACCCAUUCAUAUUUUCUGCUCAUAUAAUCUUCACCAUUUUUCUUUUUGUUUGAGCUUUGAGCAGGACCUCUGAACUCACUACCAAUUAAGAGAUUUUCUGGUUUGCCCUUUGCCAAUAACGACGUGAGGGUGUCAUGGAAGCAAGUUUCUCCAUCCAAUUGUCUCUGUCAUUUUAAUCUAUAAACACAGAAUCAAAUCCAUUCAAGAAAAAGCGAUUAUGCCUUUCGGAUUGGUUUCAGCGUGGAACAAGCGCCGGAGAAGCAAGUCCCAUGAUAACACAGACCCUUGUAUGUUCUCCUUCUGCUUCUGCUUAUGCUUCUUGAGCAUCUUUUCAGGGAUUUACAAACCUGCGGAACUUUGGCAACUUGAAGAUCAAACCCCCCAGCCAGCGAAAAGGCACCAUGGAUCAUCAGUGUUCACACUCAAGGAGAUGGAAGAGGCAACAAAUUCAUUCAGUGAUGAGAAUUUUCUUGGCAAAGGAGGAUUCGGCCGAGUUUAUAGAGGUGCUUUGCGGUCAGGAGAGGUUGUAGCAAUCAAGAAAAUGGAGCUGCCGCCAUUUAAAGCGGCUGAGGGGGAGCACGAGUUCCGGGUGGAAGUUGAUAUCUUGAGCAGACUCGACCACCCAAAUCUGGUGUCCUUGAUAGGCUAUUGUGCUGAUGGGAAGCACAGAUUUCUGGUCUAUGAAUAUAUGCACAAUGGGAACCUGCAAGAUCACUUAAAUGGAAUUGGAGAAGCAAAAAUGGAUUGGCCUAAAAGGCUCAGAGUGGCACUUGGAGCUGCAAGGGGACUUGCUUAUCUCCAUUCAAGUUCUGCAGUUGGGAUUCCAAUCGUUCAUCGAGACUUUAAGUCCACCAACGUCCUUCUAGAUGCCAACUUUGAAGCAAAGAUAUCUGAUUUUGGGCUUGCCAAGUUAAUGCCAGAGGGCCAGGAGACCUAUGUAACGGUUAGAGUGCUUGGUACAUUUGGCUAUUUUGAUCCUGAGUAUACAUCGACAGGGAAACUCACUCUACAAAGUGACGUUUAUGCAUUUGGAGUGGUUCUUCUUGAGCUUUUGACUGGACGCCGAGCCGUGGACUUGAACCAGGGACCAAAUGAUCAAAACCUUGUACUACAGGUAAGAAACAUAUUGAAUGACAGGAAGAAACUGCGUACGGUGAUAGAUCCUGAGCUGAACCGAAGUUCUUACACCAUGGAGUCUAUAGCCAUGUUAGCAAACCUGGCAUCAAGGUGUGUCCGUAUAGAGAGUAGCGAGAGACCCUCAAUGGCAGAUUGUGUAAAAGAAAUCCAAGGGAUUAUUUAUAUAAAUGCAAAAGGCUCGCGCACAGCUAUGCACACUUUGAGAAUGGUCUAACAAAGCCAGAUGUUUAAACGGUAGGAUGUAACUGCAUGUGAAUAAAACAGAUCUUUACUUCUUCUGUUAA
Molecule: messenger RNA, 1567 nt
Organism: Alnus glutinosa
Lineage: Eukaryota; Viridiplantae; Streptophyta; Magnoliopsida; Fagales; Betulaceae
Product: probable serine/threonine-protein kinase PBL28
Exons: 7
Coding region: 364-1497 (377 amino acids)
Biological process (GO): protein phosphorylation
Molecular function (GO): ATP binding; protein kinase activity
Source: RefSeq, a predicted model, not a curated record